AUGGCAGCCGAAAAACGAUUUCUCCCAGUCGAGAACCCAACUCUCCCAUUCUGGUUAACAGAACGCUCUCCGCUGGACGCGCAUCGUUCAACGCCCAACCUUCCCGACGAGUCCGACAUUGUGAUUAUCGGUGCCGGAUAUGCCGGAGUCAGUCUCGCAUACCAUCUUUUGACGUCUAUAAGCUACAGCACCAAGCGUCCCUCGAUCACUAUCCUCGAAGCAAGAACAGUCUGCUCUGGGGCGACGGGGCGGAAUGGCGGCCAUCUCAGACCAGACAUCUACGGAUCCAUACCGCUGUUUAUCCGGCGCCAUGGUCUAGACGCUGCUGUCGAACUGGCCGAAUUCGAGCUGUCGCAUAUCAAGGCGAUCCAAGAUGUUAUCGAGAAAGAGAAGAUAGAUUGCGAUCUGGUUAUGACCCGCAAUAUGAACGUGUACUUCGGCACUGACCGCGGGAACAAAGUCCGAAAAGUAAUUGAAGAUUUAAAAGCUCAAGGAUGCAAGUUUCUGGACGAUCUAGUCUUUCUUCCUGAAGAGGAUAUUGAGUCGACAUCCGGGGUCAAAGGCACCAAGGUCGGAUUCUCGUUUACUUCGGGGGCAAUCUGGCCGUAUAAAUUUAUCCUCGGACUUUUAGAGAAAGUUCUUGAGUACGGCGGCGACAGUGUCAACUUACAAACUACAACACCCGUCAAUUCAGUAACGAGUGAAGCACCCGAUCGCCACGUUAUCCAUACUCCCCGGGGCAGCAUCAAGGCAAAGAAAGUAGUCUACACAACCAAUGCCUAUACCUUUGGUCUUUUGCCUGAAUAUGAACGUGCCAUCUUCCCAGCACGCGGUAUCGUCGCACAUAUCAGCGUCCCCGAAAACCAGACCCCGCCACACUUGCCCUUGUCGUCGUACGCAUUGAGAGUCGAUCCACGUACGGGCGUCGACUAUCUCAUCGCGAGGCCAGAUGGUAGCAUUAUCGUUGGCGGAGCGCAUCACCUUCACCAGGAUAACAACGAUGAAUGGUUCAACAAUAUCGACGACAGCAAACUCAUCGAGUCCACCAAGGAUUACUUUGACGGGUAUAUGCAGAAGCAUUUUAACGGAUGGGAGGACAGCGGUGCUUCUGUCAAGGAGUUAUGGACUGGUAUAAUGGGCUACUCCUCCGAUACAGCUCCUCACAUUGGCGAAAUUCCGUCUCGGCCAGGUCAAUAUAUCGCUGCCGGAUUCAACGGGCAUGGGAUGCCAGUAAUCUAUCUCUCCUCCAAGGGUCUUGCGCAACAAAUCCUCGAGGAGAAGCCAUUCGACGAGACAGGCGUUCCGCGCACUUUCAAAACGACUUCUGAACGGUUGGAAACUGCGGCAAGCGGCAAAAUUGGAGGUGAUAUAUUUUAA
Messenger RNA from Talaromyces rugulosus, 1377 nucleotides. RefSeq lists its product as uncharacterized. Gene Ontology annotation, cellular component: cytoplasm. The record is from RefSeq and is a predicted model, not a curated record. Bases 1 to 1377 code for a protein of 458 amino acids. Gene Ontology annotation, molecular function: oxidoreductase activity. The transcript has 4 exons. NCBI's taxonomy places the organism in Eukaryota, Fungi, Ascomycota, Eurotiomycetes, Eurotiales, Trichocomaceae.